AAAUGUCAACAUCCGGUUAAAAAAACGGAAUUUCCGGUCAGCAUGCUAGAAUGGAAAAUGACAUUGAAAAGGGAGAUGUAGACAUUUUUAGAGAUACACCUGUACGAUAUUUAGGCUACACAAAUGAGGUUGGGGAGGCAUUCAGAGCUCAGGUGCCCGUGAGAUUGGUUCACCUGAGCUAUGUGGUAGCCAGCGGAUACGUGGUUGCUGACGCUGUUCACAAAGGAUGGGAAGCUUCACAGAAACAAUAUGAAAACAGCAAUAAGAAGCGGUCGCGGAUGGGAUGGGCAGUAGUGGACACACUAAUCUGGCAGGGGCUGGCAUCUGUGGCUAUCCCAGGCUUCACCAUCAACAGAAUCUGUACCUUCACAGGGGUACUACUCAAGAGGGGCGUGUCAUGGCCCGGGCCAGCCAGGAAGUGGGUCACCACGGCGGUGGGGCUUCUCUCCAUCCCCAUCAUCAUCAAGCCCAUUGAUAAGUCUGUGGACUAUCUGAUGGAGAACACGUUGAGAAGGUGGUACCAUGUUGGACCUGUGUUAAAGGACCUGGUUCACCACAAAAGAAAUGAUUGACCAGAGUUGGAUUUAGAAAUUUUAGAUUGAUGUCCCUUUCUCCCUUCCUCAUGCCCACAACAUACACUGUAGAGGUACCAAUGUACCAGUAAAUAAUUGAUUUAUUUUUUU
Molecule: messenger RNA, 683 nt
Organism: Magallana angulata
Lineage: Eukaryota; Metazoa; Mollusca; Bivalvia; Ostreida; Ostreidae
Product: mitochondrial fission process protein 1-like
Exons: 3
Coding region: 51-572 (173 amino acids)
Biological process (GO): mitochondrial fission
Cellular component (GO): mitochondrion
Source: RefSeq, a predicted model, not a curated record